GCGGCCUUCGUGAGGCGCUCCCGAGGGCGGCGCGGCGGUCAAAUGGCCCAGCACAGAAUAUCUACAGAAUGCAUUCUGGAGAGGACCAAAGGGUGAGCAGUUCCUAAAGGAAAAAGCAGUAGGAUCUCCCCUGUUUACCAGUCAUUUUGUCAUCAAGAAAUUUCAUCUUCAAGCAGUGAUGAUGAAUUUGAAAAGUUUUUAUCUAGAAUGAAGACUCCCAAAUCAGCCACGUGUUGCACUCCGAGGACAGAGAAUAAGAGUUUGAAUCGCUCCAAGGAAAACUUGUUCUCGAAUUUCACCAGUAAAAAAGUGUUUAGUGACAGCGAUGAUGAUGAUGAUGAUAGCGUCUUUGGCGAAUACGCACCGCGGACUACAUCCCAGUCCAUCCAAGUGGACUGGCGGAAGGGAAACGGGAGGAACGUGCUAUCUCCCUCUUCACAGGACAAGACUAUCGCAUCCAGGGACAGGCCAAAUUCUUCCCAAAGUGUGGAAGAAAAAGGUUCCACACAGGAGUGUACUCAAGGCAAAACCCAGCAACCAAGGCCAAGUGUCGUGUUUGGCUGCGAUAGCUCCGAUGAUGAGAUUGAUAGUCUAAUUGUUCGUGUGAAGCAAAGAAUGGUCUUUCCUGCCACCAAGAGCACCGACGUCCAAAACAGCACCACUGGACGGAGAGGCUUCAAGUCUUCCUGUGAAAACACCCAGACCGCUGUGAAGAGUGGGAAUGCCCCUCAGAGGCUGCUCAGAUCUCCAGUUCGCCCACAGAGUCUCAAGAGCCAGGUGCUCUCUGAUGCUAUCCAGGUACCUGGGAUGCCAGUGAGGAGUUCCUGCAACAUCCAGGGCUGCUUCUUGCAAGAGCUUUCGGACCCCAAAUCCUGGCAAGUGAAGCAGUUCCGCACCAAGAAGGAAGAAAUGGCACAAAGUCUCUAUGCUUUUUAUAACAGCACUGUAUUUGAGCAGAAGUUGCCAGAAAGAAUGGAAAUUAGCUGGAAUAAGAAGAUGCGGAAAACAGCAGGAUGCUGUAUAACUGGACAGCUGAAAGAACCUGGCUCGAGACAGCGAUAUGCCCGAAUAAUGCUGUCGGAGAAAGUUUGUGACUCCGCAGAUCGACUUCGGGAUACUCUGAUCCAUGAAUUAUGCCAUGCAGCCGCAUGGUUAAUCCACGGAGUUCAAGAUGGGCAUGGCCAUUUUUGGAGUUUAUAUGCUAAAAAGUCUGCCUCAGUCCACCCAGAGCUCCCCGUAGUGUCGCGGUGCCACAACUAUGAGAUUAAAUACAAGUUCAGCUAUGAGUGUUCUCAGUGCCAAAACAAGAUUGGGCGUCACUCCAAGUCCCUGGACACACAGCGCUUUGUCUGUGCGCUGUGCAAGGGGCAGCUUGUGCUACGGGAGCCCACACGGAAGGAUGGCACACCAGCUAAAGCACCACUAACUCCCUUUGCAAAGUAUGUGAAAGAAAACUAUGCUUCUGCUAAGCAGUCGCAGCAGGGUCUGAGCCAUGGAGCAAUCAUGAGGAAACUCAGUGCUGACUUCGCAUCUCAGUCUCAUCUUGCCGGUCUGUAGGUGACCCGGCUAUUCUAGGUACACUCUGGACUUCUCUGUUAUGGAGGGUCGUAGAAACAGCCCUGUGGGAAAGGGCUGCGGCAGUCCCUUGCAACAAGCAUUGCAUUGAAUUGCUUUGUAAUUUUUAUGAUACUUGAGGUCACCUGUCCAGGGCAUUAAAUUAAGUUUUUAAACGUGUGGAUUUGACUGAAAUAAAAUGGACUC
Messenger RNA from Eublepharis macularius, 1761 nucleotides. RefSeq names its product germ cell nuclear acidic peptidase (gene GCNA). The record is from RefSeq and is a predicted model, not a curated record. Gene Ontology annotation, cellular component: nucleus. NCBI's taxonomy places the organism in Eukaryota, Metazoa, Chordata, Lepidosauria, Squamata, Eublepharidae. Bases 208 to 1557 code for a protein of 449 amino acids. The transcript has 11 exons.